Strongylus vulgaris is the source of this 1158-nucleotide messenger RNA. The record is from the annotation of a GenBank genome assembly. Lineage: Eukaryota; Metazoa; Nematoda; Chromadorea; Rhabditida; Strongylidae.
AUGACAGCGGGGGAAGACGUCGCUUUGUCGGCGCCGUCGUUACGGGACUUGUCGGCAGGCGUCCUUUGCCAAAAGGCUCAGCUGCAGGAUGUUGUGCUGAAAAUGCAUCUGCCUUUGCCUGUCAGCCAUUCGUUAUUCAACAAGAAAAAAGAGGAAUGGCAACGAUCGAAAGAACCUGUUGCGGCAGAGGCUUUGCGAGCAUGGUGCGACUCAUCACGGUUGCCGUUGUCGCAUCUUGAUUUGACUGGAGCAGAUUUGACGGAUUCUCUACUAGCUGACCUACUAGAAGCUCAUCAGAGUGGUAUAACGCAGUUGGAUCUUACUAAUGUCAAGGGUAUAUCUGAUGAGACAAAUGUACUUUUGGACCAACGGAAUGUGGCAUUUCCAAGUUUGAGAUCUCUCAAAAUGACAUCUAUGGAACUACUCAGUCGCCCUCUACCACGCAGGAAGGUUGGUGUUGCAAGCAUGGACACUCGUAACAUACCAGUUUUGGGUGAAGAGGACCUAGAAGGAGAAGGAGUGUUGGGUUUGCGAGAAAAUAGAGGAGGGCCAUCGCUUCCAACACAUUCAAGUCAGCAGCAGCCUGUUUUUGAGGGUUGUUCGACUUCUUUCAAUGCAUCCAUCGGGAUGUCGACUGAGCCGAUAGAGGAGAAACCCUGGGAAGAGGAAGAAGAGCGUGAGCCCCCGGUGUUUACGUCAAGAUGUCCAGGAGUCACAACUUUGGCUCUACCUAAGGUGAAGAAGUUCCCAGAAGACGAAGAAAAUUCUCCAAACGAUCUUCUUCGUCGCGUUUUCGAACCUUUGAAAGAUUUGAGAACGCUUGAUCUCUCAUAUUGGAAUCGAAUGGAAGAUCUUAGAUGCAUUCAUCCACUGCAUCUAACGACACUGAUAUUAUUUGAUGUACCUGACUUGUACCGAACAAUUGAUAGUAUUAUAACCAUGACAGAAUUGAGAGAUACGGGACUUUACCCAAGACCGGUGACAGCAUUGCACAAAAUAGUCACCAACCUCAAGGAGCUCACAUGUUUGGACAUUUCAUCGACAAAUCUUGCGGCUCAGCCUAGUCCCAAGGAUUGGCCGGUGAAACCUGAUAUGCAGGAAAUGUUCGUUCGGAUAUUGUUGGACUACGAUUUCUCAGCAAGCCGUUGGAUUUCAUAG